AUGGCGCCAACUACCAGCAAAGAUCACGCUCGCGACAGCCAAACUCCCAUCCACCAAGCCUUCAUCGAUAAAUCCGGCCUCUUCGCCAACGAAGCAAAAGAACCAGUCAAGCAGCUCCGCGACCUCACUCUCGAAGCCAUCCAAACCUCCCCCAAGGAUUUCACCUACACCACCUGGACCAACAUCUCUACCGACGAUUACAUUCUCGCCUUCGGCCUCGAGCUCGCGCGCGUACUCACCUUCGAGCAUAGGCUCCUCACAGCGCCGGCGAAUACCGACACGUUGGCUUUCUACCACGCGUACGUGCUGGAUCUCCAGGCGGCUGUCGCGGCAGCGGACGGCCGAUUCGAGAAGAAAAAGGUAAGCGACCGAUUGAAGGCGUACAAGGGAAUUUGCGAUGCGGCGGUGGAGACGGGCGGGCUGGAGAAGGCGAGGAUUGUUGCGGGGAAUCCAAUUGUUAGGGGCAUGUUGUUGGGGAUGUGGUUUCCGAGGACUUGA
Messenger RNA from Parastagonospora nodorum SN15, 498 nucleotides. RefSeq lists its product as hypothetical. The coding region runs from base 1 to 498 and encodes 165 amino acids. The record is from RefSeq and is a predicted model, not a curated record. Lineage: Eukaryota; Fungi; Ascomycota; Dothideomycetes; Pleosporales; Phaeosphaeriaceae. The transcript is spliced from 2 exons.